Molecule: messenger RNA, 2661 nt
Organism: Pochonia chlamydosporia 170
Lineage: Eukaryota; Fungi; Ascomycota; Sordariomycetes; Hypocreales; Clavicipitaceae
Product: ribonuclease H-like protein
Exons: 2
Coding region: 1-2661 (886 amino acids)
Molecular function (GO): protein dimerization activity
Source: RefSeq, a predicted model, not a curated record
AUGUCCUCCGAAAUAUUCUCUUCGAUCCUUUCCCCGUCGAAUCAGCCAGGCUCAAUGGAGCGAGUUGAGCUCUCGUCUUCGCAACUCGCUUCGUCUUCAGGAACCUCAUUGCCAACAACGCCAUCGCCCCAUCCUCGCGGGACGGCCGCCGACUUUGUCAAGGCUGAUUGGACACUCUGGGGCCGUCAGGAGUGGGCGAAAUGGCCGGGAUUCGAGCGUUAUAUUGGCGGCCAGGACACGAGGGCGUGGUGGCAGCAAUUUGGGUAUCGUGUUGAGGACCGUUCCACCUCGCGCCAGGGCAAUAAGCUGAAGUGGAUCUGUGCGGACUGCUUCGCCCGAGGCUUUAAGAAGAAGUCAGACUUCUGCUUCGUCUGCUCGACCGGGGCCGCCAUCAAGAAGCACCUUCGCCAAGCCCACGGGAUUCUGGCCCCAAACGAAGUUGCCCGCGGCAUGGGGGCUUCAUCUCUAGAUCACCAGAAAAUCACCCACUUCAUCGACGCCGACGUUAAUAACCCUCACGACCAGUUCCUUAUCGGCAAGUUGCGUGGAAGAUUCAGCAGCAAAGGGCUUCGGAUUCUCGUCCUCGACUGGAUUACCUACCAUAAUUUGCCGUUCGACAUCGUCAAUACCGAGCGGUUCCAGCGAAUCCUUCUCUACGGCAAUCCGCUCCUUGAUACGGCCCAUAUUCCCUCCGCGAAGACCCUUCUUCGCAUGCUCGAAUCUGAGUAUAAGGGCGCCGUGGGGCCGGUGACCGAAGUGUUGCGUAGCGCUCGAUCCCAAAUCCAUUUCUCCUUCGACGGUUGGACAUCCAAGUCGUAUACUUCAUUCCUCGGGAUCAACGCUCAAUUCAUCGAUCAUAACUUCGUUCAACACCCAAUUCUCCUUGGGCUUCGACCUCUCUCGGGCAGACACGACGGCGCAUCGCUUGCCGAUGAGGUCGCUGAUACGCUCGCAUUCUGGCAGAUCAACGACCCUGACAAGCUUGGGUACUUCACACUCGACAAUGCUGCCAACAACGACACCUGCAUGGAAGAUCUUGCCUUCGAACACGACUUCUCUCCCGAAGAGCGACGGAUUCGCUGUGCCGCGCAUAUCUUCAACCUCUGCGUGCGGGCUUUGCUCUACGGGUCGAAGCGAGAGAAUUUUGCUGCAAUUGUCGCGGCGGAUGGCGACGACCAGGAUGUGGAUGAGCAGCAGAUUGACCACGCUAUCGACGAGGCCCUGGAUGGAGAGAUGGACAACGAGGACGAGGAGAUGCAAGCCGAUGCUGUCGUACACCCAGAUGAAGACUUCAUGUCGUCCCACCCAGCUCCAGAGGAGAUAAACGCGACCAGUUUCAGGGAGUAUGGCCAGUAUGGCGCGCCGGGAAUGCUUCAUAACAUCGGGCUUCAGCUGCGAGCAAGUCCACAACUCUAUGAGCAGUUUCGUCGGUCUCAGCGUAAGGAAUCCGGCAAGGAAUCCACGCUCCACUGGGUCUUUAACAACGCCACCCGGUGGGACUCGGACAUGCGUAUGAUGGAGAGAGCCCUUCUCCUCCGGCCGGCGCUCAAUACGUUUUUCAAUGACGUUCAGAACCGGUGGGAGACGGAGAGCGCUAGCGAGAACACGAAGCCAGCAGUUCUACAGUACCGGUUAAGUGCGUAUGACUGGAAGGUCAUCGAGAUACUUGUCAAGCUUCUGAAACCGUUCGAAAUCGCCACAAAACAACUUCAGGGAAUUGGUAUUCCCGGAGCGAGGUCCACUUGUGGAAGUUUCGAUGAAUACUUCCCUGUCUUCGAGAUCCUCCUUGAUCACCUCGAAAGUGCCAUUGAAGGUACAAUAUUGGAAGAGGUUGAGGAUCCAGUGAGCAAGGAGAAGAGGGAUGUCGAAGUUGCCAUCUUCGACGGACUUGACAACAAAACUCGGAAAUUGCUCAAGGUCUUUAUCAAGCUUGGAUGGAAGAAGUUGCAUAAAUACUACAGCCGUCUGACUAGCGCCGCCUAUGUAGGCGCUGUUGUUUUCAACCCGGCGAAGAAAUGGCGUCUUCUAGAUCAACUUUGGUCCCGGGUACCGUCCCGUAAGACCAAGACUUGGCGAUCGGAGUACGAAGAAAAACUGCUGGAGAUCUGGGAGAGGUAUAAGGAGCGCGAAGUUGGCUGUGAGGUGACCGCUUCGACUGACGGGGCCUCGAUGGAUUACAUCGAGCGGAGGCUUGCAAGGAGUGUAGCUGGACCAUCAGGUACCCAGACUUCGCCCUUUGCAGCGUCCUCGCGCGGGGGCAAGAACACCCGAAAGACAAAACAGUCGGCAGCGGGAGUGAUGGCUGACGAUGAAUAUGCUCGGUACUGCGCUGAGGAUGUUGUAAACAGUCACAACUACAGGAGCAGGCCGAUUGACUGGUGGAAAAAUAACGGUCAUCGGUACCCGCGACUGUCUCUAAUGGCAGUUGAUAUGCUGACUAUUCCAUCGUCUUCCGCGGAGAGCGAGAGGACGUUUAGCAGCUCUGGACGUAUGAUGGUGCCAUUGCGGAGCCGACUGAGGAGGGAGAUAGUGGCGAUGGCUCAAUGCAUUCGAUCAUGGAGUAAAGCUGGGAUCUACACACCCUCAUUGCCGCUUCUUAGCCUGAGUGAAGAUACCUGGACUGACAUCCUUGUGUCGCUCAAGGAUACGGGUGACAUUUAA